This is a messenger RNA of Marmota flaviventris (yellow-bellied marmot), 1005 nucleotides long. The record is from RefSeq and is a predicted model, not a curated record. Lineage: Eukaryota; Metazoa; Chordata; Mammalia; Rodentia; Sciuridae.
AUGUGUGACACCCACGGUUCCCGAGCCCUGCAGGCGAGUAGUGCGGGCCAGGGUUGGGGCAGGCCAUGGGCGGCGGCGUCGCCCGAGGAGUACAGCUUCGAAUACGGCUCUCCGCGGUACCUGCUGCUCUGCGGUCUGGGCGGGAUGCUGAGCUGCGGGCUGACACACCUGGCCAUCGUGCCCCUGGACCUGGUCAAGUGCCGCAUGCAAGUGGACCCCGACAAGUACAAGGGCAUCUUCAGCGGCUUCGGCGUGACAGUGCGCGAGGAGGGGCUGCGCGGCCUGGCCCGUGGCUGGGCCCCGACCUUCAUAGGCUACUCCCUGCAGGGCUUCUUCAAGUUCGGCCUUUACGAGGUCUUCAAGAUUCACUACAAGAAGCUCCUGGGCGAGGAGAAGGCCUAUACGUGGAGGACCACCUUGUACCUGGCCGCCUCGGCCAGCGCCGAGUUCUUCGCCGACGUGGCCCUGGCGCCCAUGGAGGCGGUCAAGGUCCGCGUGCAGACGCAGCCAGACUACGCCCGCACCCUGCGUGAAGCCGUCCCCAAGAUGUAUGCCGAGGAGGGCCUGUGGGCCUUCUACAAGGGCGUGGCACCGCUGUGGAUGCGGCAGAUCCCCUACACCAUGAUGAAGUUCGCCUGCUUCGAGCGCACGGUGGAGGCGCUGUACAAAUACGUGGUGCCCAAGCCGCAGUGCGAGUGUACCAAGGCCGAGCAGCUCGGCGUCACCUUCGUGGCAGGCUACAUCGCCGGUGUCUUCUGCGCGAUCGUGUCCCACCCCGCCGAUUCCGUGGUGUCCGUGCUGAACAAGGAGAAGGGCAGCACGGCCCUGGAGGUGCUCCGCAGACUGGGGCCCCUGGGCGUCUGGAAGGGCCUGUUCGCUCGCAUCAUCAUGAUCGGCACCCUGACGGCCCUGCAGUGGUUCAUCUACGACUCGGUCAAAGUGUAUCUCAACCUGCCGCGCCCUCCCAUUGCUGAAGAGCCAGCGUCCCUGAAGAAGCACAAAUAG